AUGCGGCCGCCAGUUGGCCUCUUGCUGCUCUGCUGCCUCUGCCUUGGCCUGCAGCCAGGACAGCUCUUUGGCUUGCCGCCUGUCGAUCGGGAUGUGCAGCGGCUGGGCGAGGCCACGCUGCAUGUGGCAAGUCGCUACAUUGCCACCAGGAUCAACACGCUCCUGGUGAGACAGCAUUGCCACAACUGCUCAGCACUCGUGGAUCAUCAGCAGCGACAGCUAGUUGACCAGCUGCUCCAGAAGCUGGCCCUGCACAUGUCCAUCCUCUUCUAUCGGCCAACCGCCUACAUUCAGCAGCCCUGGGACUAUACGCUCAUCGUGGUCAACGAGGCCGAGGCCUUUGAGCAACUCCAUUUGAACUAUACGCACCCUCUGCAGGAACGUGAGUUCUACUUUCUAAUUGUUCUCAUGGCUCGCUUGCCGGAAAGCGAACUGCACCGCUCAGUGGGUCGCAUGUGUAAUAUGGCGCUCUUGAAGCGCAUCAUCAAUGUCGUCGUGCUGGCAAUGACCAGAUCGGACGAUGACCAGAUCGGACUCUAUUCGUACAGAUUGUUCCGGGAGCACUGCACGCCGGGCAUCCACACCUACCGGAGCAAUCAGUUUCGGUCGGACGGCAGUCUGGUGCAUCCGGAGCUGUUUCCCGUACGCUUCGCCAAUCUGAGCAAUUGCGCCUUCAAUGUAACGGGGCAUGUGUUGCCGCCGCACUUCAUGUACCGUGCGCCAGAUGGCGCUGCUCUGCCCGCGGACGGUGCUCUGAUUGACAUGCACGACUUGCAUGGCAUCGGCGGCGAGCUGCUCCGCCUGCUGGCCACGGCGCUGCGAUUCCGCGUUCACCUCAAGAUACCCAUGGAGAAGAGCGAGAUCUUUAGCACUGACAGCCUCAGCGGCUGCUUCGCACAGCUGGCAGCUGGCGAGGCAGAGCUGGCCAUUGGCGGCUUCAGCGGCUCGGACAUACGGCGCCACAUGUUCUCCACCUCGUCCGUGUAUCACCAGAGCUACUUCAUCUUUGUGGUGAGGUCGGAGCGCUACCUGGGACCCUUCGGCCAGCUGAUACGUCCCUUUGAGUCGGUCGUCUGGCUCUGCCUGCUGGCCACGCUGCUCGCGGCGCUGAUCUGUGUGCGCUGCCUGGGCCGACGGCUGCGACUGCAGCAUCCAGUCGAGAACCUGCUGGCCUCAACCACGGGCAAUCCGGUGCCCAUGCACCGUGUGCCGCAGAGCAGCUUCCUGCGCCACCUGCUGGCCAACUGGCUGCUGCUGACGCUCGUGCUGCGCUGCGCGUACCAGGCCAAGCUGUUCGACGUGCUGCGCAUACCCAAGCAGCAGCCGCUGCCGCAGGGCCUGACCGGGCUGCUGCGCCAGAACUACACGCUGCUUAGCAGCGGCUACCACGACUUCUAUCCGCGCCAGCUCACCCAGCUGACGGAGGGCAACUUCUCGCAGCGCUACCGGCUGCUGCAGCAGGCGCAGCGGGGCUCGCGCCUGGUCACCAUCUCGCUGGACAACAAUCUGGCGCACUGGCAGCGCCAGCACCGGCGCAGCAGCCGGCUCACCCACAUCCGCAAGCCCAUCUACCUGUACCAGCUGGUCAUCUACUUUCCGAACAGCACGAUUCUCAAGUUCAGCAUCGACCGCAAGAUCGAGCAGCUGCUCAGCUCGGGCGUCCUCGCGCACAUCGAGCGCCGCUAUCUGUCCACGCCGCAGCUGGGCGACGUCGGCAGCAACGUGGAGCUGGUCACACGCAUCACCAACGACAUGCUGCACGGCCUCUACCGCUGCUACGCGACGCUGAUGGCCCUGGCCGGGCUGCUGCUGCUGCUGGAGUGCCUGGCCGGGCGCAGGCUGCGGCGCCUGCUGGACUGGCUGCAGUAG
Molecule: messenger RNA, 1869 nt
Organism: Drosophila mojavensis
Lineage: Eukaryota; Metazoa; Arthropoda; Insecta; Diptera; Drosophilidae
Gene: Ir11a
Exons: 3
Coding region: 1-1869 (622 amino acids)
Source: RefSeq, a predicted model, not a curated record